AUGUACCAUACCCAUAUGCGUGGAAUCCCAACCCUCGUAACUUCAGCAGUAAAUGUUUCUGAUACUGUUUCUGCCUACGAGAGGAUUGCUAGGAGAAAUGAUGACGAUUCAUCAUCUUCCUCUGUAUCCAGCACGAAAAAUAGUAAGUCAGCCAAGUGUACAGGCUCCAAACAAGAAUGUCAACUGCCUACAAAUUCCAGUCACAGCACUAGUGUGACUGUUGGUGUGGCCGUUGCGGUACCCGUAGCUGUCAUUAUAAUCGUGCUGGCCGUGGUUCUGUACGUUGUUUAUAAGAGAAGUAAAAGGGAAGCUGAGGAGGAUAACGAUCCAGAUUUCGAAGGUGACUCUGAAUAUUUACCCGCAAUGCACCAAUAUCCAUCAGAACUGAAUCAUCCGUACUCCAGUGACUCUCAAGACUUCGUGGAAAAAGCUUUUCAACAGCCUCCUUCGGACCCAUUUGCUAAUAGCAUGGAUGGAAGCAGAUAUAAUAUGAAAAGUGCUACUCCACCUGGAAAUACCGGACGUUGGUACGUAGAUCCGUUCCAACUUCCACAGGAAACGAGUGAUUCUAACAGUCUGAGGGAUUUUGCCAUGAGAGUACAAAGCGAUGGAUUUGGAGGGUAUAAAGUGGCUGCAAAUUCCAGAAAUGCUAGUUCAUUGUCUUUACAUCCUGAUAACUUUUCGAAUCACACGGCAAUAAGAGCGUGUUYGAGGUUUCAAGAAAGCGAAAGCUCGGAAUCCUACUCCAGUCCCAUCGAUAAUAGUCACAUUUCAAAUGGCUUUGCUACUGAAGAUGCAUACAGGCAACCAGCAUUUCUUGAUAAAGAGAGUAGUUUAGCUACAGUAAGCAAAGAGACUAAAGUUUCGAACAAGUUAGAUGAAUCGCCCAAUAACGACGCAUUCGAGUUUGAAUUUGAUAACGAACUAGGGAACCCUCAAAGAAAGAGCAUGCAGGUUGGUAUGAAUGAUAACUACGAACUCCAGGAUAUCAAAGAUCCUGAACAUGUGGAUGUCAGUAGCUCUAACAAAGGCGAAAACGAUGACUAUUAUGUGUCACGCUUAUCAGCUAAUGAGGAAGAAGAUAUACAAAGAAUGAAAAGUAUUUAUCAAGUUUAUUUGGAUAGAACCAAAACAGUAAAAGACGAACAAGAGAGACAGCAACAACAGAGUGUGAAUGUCUUGACAAGAGGUGAACCUUGCAUGGACAGUGCGGGUCAAAAUCCACUACCUUCUAUCCAGAUUGGCAACGAAGAUCCUACUGAUGUGCCAGAGGCUGACCAGUACCAAGAACAAUACCCAGUACAAAAUGCACUUGCUGUAAAUGAUGUAAAUUCAAAUGCGCAUGGCCUAGAAACAGCUCAACACCAAGACCAAUACUUAACACAUGACACCCUCGCCGUAAAUGGUACAGAAGGAGCAGCUACUAAUAGAAUUGCUUCCUCCAUUUAUUCUAUGGCAAUCCAGCCAGUAAAUGAUGAAGUACAAUAUCAACAACAGCAACAAUCGCCAAUAUAUGGUGACUUCCAGCAACAACCACAACAAGGAUACCCCAUGCAAGCAACGCAGAACCAACAGUGGUACGGUGCCCCAGUUCCUCAGCAACAACAAUAUAAUCAUCCCCAAACGCUAGAAACUAUUGGGGAAUUACCCACGCCUGCAUAUCUAGCUCAAUCAGCUUCCUCUCACUCUUUAACAUCUUUCAAGGGACCAAACAAACAACAACUUCUUCAAUUGCAAACUGCUCGGUUGAAUGGUACCGCGUUAAAUCCCGUAGAUCAUCCAGGAAUGUUUUACUCACCCGCGAAUGAUACCUAUUACGCUCCACAACAGCAGGGUCAAUUCACAAAAACCAAUGAAAGCGGAGCUGUUCCCUCGCCAUAUCAAUUAAGACAAAGUGUGGUGAUGACUAAUCCUUCAGAUUUAACGGCAAAACCAUCAUACAAACCAGCUGGCUCUUUCAGAAGCGUAAGCGCCACAAAUUCAAGAAAUAACAGUCUAACCACACAAAAUAACUCGUAUCAGUAUCUCCAGCAGCAGCAGCAGCAGCAGCAUUACAACUCUCGUGUUAGUGGGAUAUUAGAAGAAACCGAUGUUGUACAACCCCCAAGUGUUGGCGGUAUUUUACCACAUAGUGGUUCACAGGACGAUUUAAGAAGACAAUUAGGUUCUUCUCAUAAUUACGCAAUCAAUUGA
Saccharomyces eubayanus is the source of this 2193-nucleotide messenger RNA. RefSeq names its product Skg6p (gene SKG6). The record is from RefSeq and is a predicted model, not a curated record. Bases 1 to 2193 code for a protein of 730 amino acids. The transcript has a single exon. Lineage: Eukaryota; Fungi; Ascomycota; Saccharomycetes; Saccharomycetales; Saccharomycetaceae.